CGAUGAACCAACUCGAUAGUCCCGCUCAUGUUUCACCGUAUGAAUGUCUAUUUUAGGUCGGGCGUAGGUCUUUCAUGGAUAAUGUGUAUAUAAAUGUGAACUCCUUGGGCUUGAUGUCCUUGCUAGCCUAGCAUGCGAUAGUCCUACGAACGAAUCUUGCCAUCAGUCGUUGCCGCCCCGUCACCCUUCGAGAUAAAGGCGCCUCAUGGAUCCGAACUCGUUACCAGAAGCGCUUAGCCGAGACGUUGGUAGGCAGGCAUCAUUGUGUCAUCGGAAAGACGGUUUCGACGAGACAGUAUGGAGUCACAGUGCACCAGAACUACCGAGCCACGAUCUAGACGGCAAAACUCUAUCACCUAAGUUAGGAAUGGAUGACCAUCAAAAUCAGCCAUCGAGUCUUAGCAGUGACUUAGAGAAGAAGGGGGGUAGGGAGGACCCAAGGGCACAUAUAUUUCUCGGUCGACCGAUGACGGUCAUACACGAGAUAGCAUUUUUUGCCGUUGUAUCAACGGCCAACUUCACUCCGCAAUCUGGUUUCCAUCAAGCACUCUGUAUCCUCCACAUAAUAGGAUCUGACCUAGGGGUUACAAGUUCAGGGCAGCUCGUAUGGAUUAUCGCAGGUUACGGCUUGACAGGAACAUUGAUUCUGCUGGCGGGUCGUCUUGGGGAUGUGUACGGACACAAGCUUAUCUUCCUCAUCGGCAAUGCUUGGUUCGCAUUGUUCUCACUCAUCGCCGGACUGUCCGUCUAUACACCUCGGCCAUACGCUACUUUCCUCUUCGCACGCAUCAUGCAGGGCAUCGGCCCAGCUUUGCUGGUCCCGAGCGCCGUAGCUUUAUUAGGUGUUACCUAUGUGCCUGGGCCACGGAAAGCCAUGCUCUUCGCCAUUUUCGGGGCCAUGGCCCCAGCUUCUGCCAUUAUCUCGCCAGCAUUCACAAGCCUCUUGGCUCUUGCGCGCUGGCCAUAUGCCUUUUUUGCAUUGUCACUUUUUCUAAUCCUCAUUACGCUUGCUGGUAUGCUUGUGAUCCCUGGUGGGUUGACUCCUGAUAAAGGAAGAAUAAUCCAUGGUGAUCUUAAGACUUUAUGCGCCGAGAUGGAUGCGCUCGGAGCCUUGACCGGCGUUAGUGGCCUCGUCCUCAUCAGCGUUUCUUGGAAUCAGGCUUCUAUCAAUAGCUGGAAGGAUCCCUACGUUCCUACACUCCUGAUAGUCGGGACGCUGUUAUGCGUGUGCUUCAUCUUCAUCGAGAGGCGGGCUAGAAAGCCUCUAAUACCACUCCAAGCUAUCAACUCUGGAGUUACGUUCGUCCUUGCAGCGGUCUUCUGCGGCUGGGGUUGCUUUGGAAUAUAUAUCUAUUACAUUUGGGAGUUCUAUGAGGUAUUAAGAGGUGCCUCGCCGUUGCUAGCUACAGCAAUGCAUAGCCCAAUCUUGGUUAGUGGUGUUGCGGCAGCUAUUACUACGGGCGUGAUCAUCCAUCGCGUCGGACCUGCAGUAGUGAUGGCCCUCGCGUUGCUAGCUUUUACUAUCGGUACCACUCUCAUCGCAACAGCUCCCAUUGACCAAACGUAUUGGACACAAACAUUCCUCUGCAAUUUAAUCAUCACAUGGGGAAUGGACUUGAGCUUUCCGGCAGCAACACUCAUGCUUUCGGACCUUGUGUCUAGCGAACAUCAAGGUAUCGCGGCCAGUCUCGUCACUACCGUGGUGAAUUACAGUGGUGCGCUUGCGAUGGGCGUUGCUGGAACUGUCGAACUCCAUGUGAAUAAUGGUGGGAAAACACCGGAAGGUAUUUUAAAAGGAUAUAGGGGGGCUUGGUAGUGAGUAUCUUCCGAAUUCUUUUUUUCAUUUAUUUUAACCCGAUAACCCCUACAACCCCCGAUCGAAAACUGGGGAUUUUGAACCCCAUUUACUGAUUCAGAUCGCUGCAGUGUGGCCAUCGGUCUAGGCAUAGUUGGUCUUAUACUGUGCUUAAUAUUUAACUGGAGGUUCUCAAGACGACGCGGGGGGCAGACAAAAACUGAACAGUAGCUCCAACACUACUCCAUAUUGUGCCGGUUGGUGAAAUCGAAGUUAUGUCACCUAGAACACUUUCGGAGUCGUCCAACGUCCACUCUUUAAUUGGAACUCGUUGACAAUCAACUUCAUGAGAGAGGAUGUCCAAAGAACAAUUCGAAUAACUCUGACGAGUACAAGACAUAACAUUCGACCAUCAGAAAUGAAUCUUAGAAUUGUAGAAAUAAUUGCCUUCCCGUAGCCGAG
Messenger RNA from Annulohypoxylon truncatum, 2257 nucleotides. RefSeq names its product MFS general substrate transporter. Gene Ontology annotation, biological process: transmembrane transport. Gene Ontology annotation, molecular function: transmembrane transporter activity. Gene Ontology annotation, cellular component: membrane. Lineage: Eukaryota; Fungi; Ascomycota; Sordariomycetes; Xylariales; Hypoxylaceae. The coding region runs from base 206 to 1816 and encodes 536 amino acids. The transcript is spliced from 2 exons. The record is from RefSeq and is a predicted model, not a curated record.